UACCUGUGUUUGUUGUUGUCCACUCUAUAUUUCUCCAUCUUCAAUCUCUCUCUCUCUCUCUCUAGGGUUUCAGAUUCUCUUGGUUUCUGGAAAGAGAGAGAAAGUAGACACCUGUUGCUGUUUGGUAUAUGCAACGUCGGAUUCGGAUCCACCACCACCACCACAACCCUUGUCGUCCGAGCCUGAUCGCCGCUGUCCCAUCCGAUCGGCCGGAUCUUCACCAUUCCGUUCCCGGAGCUGAAGCUCGGCGAUUCCUCGCGCGCGAGAUCUGCCGUAAUUUGUGUUGGUUUCAUUCGGGAAGUAUCCAUCGAAAGGCCUGGCUCGGGUGAUUUAGAUGAUAUGCACCAACUGCAUAAGGAGUGUCAUUGUUCAAGCUGCGCACGUAGGAAUUUUUACCUGUGGAGGGCUUCCAUCAGGCAGUUUCGUGAGAGCUGUACAUUCUGGUUUAGCUUUGAAUCGUCCGUGGAACUGCAAAGUUAGAACAAGCGUCAAGAUGAUGGUUGACACAGGAGCAAUGGAAAAUCGAGAACCAGUUGUAGAUAUGAUGGUGGGGAAAGAGGAUGAUGGUGGAAUUGCUAGUGGAGGAUGGAAGAGUGAAGAUGGAAAACUGAGCUGUGGAUACUCCAGUUUCCGUGGAAAGAGAGUUACCAUGGAGGACUUUUAUGAUAUUAAAACUUCCAAGAUUGAUGGCAAAACAAUCUGCAUGUUUGGAAUAUUCGAUGGUCAUGGUGGUUCUCGCGCUGCUGAGUAUCUGAAGGAGCACCUGUUUGAUAAUCUUAUGAAGCACCCACUAUUUAUGACAGAUACAAAACUAGCAAUAAGUGAAACAUAUCAGCAGACUGAUGUGGAGUUUUUGGAAUCUGAAAGAGAUACUUUUCGGGAUGAUGGUUCCACUGCCUCGACAGCCGUGCUGGUGGGUAACCAUCUGUAUGUGGCGAAUGUGGGAGACUCUCGGACUGUAAUAUCAAAAGCUGGCAAAGCUAUUCCUCUUUCUGAAGAUCAUAAACCAAAUAGAAGUGAUGAAAGAAAGCGAAUUGAAAAUGCUGGAGGUGUUGUUAUGUGGGCAGGCACCUGGCGGGUAGGAGGUGUUUUAGCUAUGUCUCGUGCUUUUGGGAAUCGGAUGUUGAAGCAAUUUGUUGUUGCAGAGCCUGAGAUUCAGGAUCAAGAGAUAGAUGAGGAAUUUGAAUUGCUUGUGCUAGCAAGCGAUGGACUGUGGGAUGUGGUCCCUAAUGAGGAUGCUGUUUCACUUGCACGGGGAGAAGAAGAGCCAGAAGCAGCAGCCAGGAAAUUGACAGAGGCUGCUUUUACUCGGGGAAGUGCAGACAACAUCACGUGUAUCGUGGUAAAGUUUAAUCAUAACCAAAUUGGAUCAACCAUUUCGGAGGACCAGCGCCAAAACUCUGAUUAGGGAAAUCUCAAGUCGACGUUGCAUGUGUAGAUUUUGUAUAAGAUGUAAGUAAUUGAAUGUCGUGAUCUGCGCAUGCAUGCUGAGCCGAUUGUGCUCGACAAGGAGGCGGCGAUUUGUUCAUUCAUUGUUUGUGUUCCUUGUUCCCUCGUAAUGCCACUCAUUGCUCGCUCAGGAGCAUUGUUGUCUUUGAAAGGUGUGGUUGGUUCAUUAGUGCUUAUUCCGGUUUUCCU
Rhodamnia argentea is the source of this 1638-nucleotide messenger RNA. Its product is annotated as probable protein phosphatase 2C 76. Bases 335 to 1408 code for a protein of 357 amino acids. The transcript is spliced from 9 exons. Lineage: Eukaryota; Viridiplantae; Streptophyta; Magnoliopsida; Myrtales; Myrtaceae. Gene Ontology annotation, molecular function: cation binding; protein serine/threonine phosphatase activity. Gene Ontology annotation, biological process: protein dephosphorylation. The record is from RefSeq and is a predicted model, not a curated record. Gene Ontology annotation, cellular component: cytosol; nucleus.